GCCUAGAGCUUCUUCACAAGGCCUUCAGAUAGUCUGUUUCCCCUGCUUUUCUCUCACUCACAGGAACAGAAGGGCAUCGAUGGAAAUCCCUGAAACGCCUGGUCUUUGGGAUGGAGCAGAAACGGCAGCUGGGCCUCCAGUUCAGGUCUCCGUGUCCUUUGAGGAGGUGGCCGUGUAUUUCACAGAGGAGGAGUGGGCACUGCUGGAUUCUAGCCAAAAAUCUUUGUACAGGGAGGUCAUGCUGGAGAUUUCUAGGAAUGUGGCUAUUCUCGCAGGUGAUGGUCAGGAGAAUGAGCAUGACAAGGAGGCAAGGGUAGUGCCCUUGCAAACAACCAAGCGUGAGCUGGAAGAAGUGAUGGUUGAAAAUCAAGGGGAUCAAAGAAAGCAAGACAGAAUCUACUCAAAGAGUGGAGGGGAGAAAUCUCCUCUUCCUCUGCGUGCUGAAUUCCAUAACUUCCCAAUCCAGGCAGAUCCAGAAAGAAACAGAAAGGGGAAAUAUCCAGGAUAUGGCAAAAGAGAUGAAAAUGAAUUUGAUUUAAAUGAGUAUUGCAAAACCCAGACUAAAUGGAAACAAUAUAAAUACAGACAGCAUGAGGAAAGUAUCACUCUUUCCUUCCCUCUUAAUUUACCUGAAAAACUCUAUAGGAAAAAUAAUUCACAUACUUUUCUAAAGACUGGGAAGAAUUUCAGUCUGAGCAGUCCUCCUCCUCCCACUGAAGGAUUUCACACCGAAAAGAAAUCAUAUAAAUGCUCUGAGUGUGGGAAGAGCUUUAGUAGCAGCAAUGCCCUUACUUUCCAUCAAAGGACCCACAUGGGUGAAAAACUGUACAAGUGUGUGGAGUGUGGAAAGACUUUCCGUAGGAACAGUACUCUUACUCGUCAUAAAAGGAUCCAUACAGGUGAGAAACCAUAUAAAUGCACGGAGUGUGGAAAGAGCUUCAGAUUUAACAGUGAUCUUACAGUACAUAAAAGAGUCCACACAGGUGAGAAGCCAUAUAAAUGCUCUGAGUGUGGAAAAAACUUCAGUAUUAGCAGUGCCCUCAUGUUUCAUCAAAGGACCCACACAGGUGAGAAAUCCUAUGAAUGCAUAGAGUGUGGAAAGAGCUUUCACAGAAACAGUAUUCUUACUCGCCAUCAAAGGACCCAUACAGGUGAGAAACUACAUAAAUGUGUGGAGUGUGGAAAGAGCUUCAGAUUGAACAGUGAUCUUACAGUACAUAAAAGAGUCCACACAGGUGAGAAGCCAUAUAAAUGCAUGGAGUGUGGAAAGGGUUUUAGUAAAAGUGCUCACCUUACUUGCCAUCAAAGGAUCCACACAGGGGAGAAACCAUAUAAGUGUACAGAGUGUGGAAAGAGCUUUAGUCAGAAUGGUGCCCUUAUCUCCCACCAGAGGAUUCAUACAGGAGAGAAACCAUAUAAAUGCCUGGAGUGCGGAAAGAGCUUUUGUCAGAGUGGUGCCCUAACUUCCCACCAAAAGAUCCACACCAGAGGGAAAUCAUUUGAGUAUAUAGAUGCUGGAAAGAGCUUCAGUACAAACCUUCAGCUUACUUGCCAUCAAAGGAUUCACACAGCAGAGAAACCAUGUAAUCGUUUUGACGGUGGAAGGAGUUUUCAUCAGAACGGUACCCUUACAUCUCAUCAAAUGUUCUGCACUGUAGAGAAACCAUAUAAAUGUAUGGAGUGUGGAAAAAGCUUCAGUCUACACAGUAUUUUUAUGAAACAUAAAAGAAUCCACACAGGAGAGAAACCAUAUAAGUGUGUGGAGUGUGGAAAGAGAUUCCGUGAGAGCAGUAGCCUCAUGACACAUGAAAGAAUUCACACGGGGGAGAAGCCAUAUAAAUGUACAGAGUGUGGAAAGAGCUUCAGUAGAAACACUAUUCUUACUCGACAUCAAAGGAUCCACACAGGACAGAAGCCAUAUAAAUGCAUGAUGUGUGGAAAAAGCUUCAGUUUUAACAGUGAUUUUACAGUACAUAAAAGAAUCCAUACAGGUGAGAAACCAUUUACAUGCACCGAGUGUGGAAAGAGCUUUAAUACAAGCCCUCAGCUUACUUGCCAUCGAAGGAUCCACACAGGAGAGAAACCCUAUAAAUGCUUGGAGUGCGGAAAGAGCUUUCGUCAGAACAGUGCGCUUACUUUCCAUCAAAGGAUCCACACUGGAGAGAAACCAUAUGAAUGUAUUGAGUGUGGAAAGAGCUUUCGUCAGAACAGUGCCCUUACAUCCCAUCAAAGGAUCCACACUGGAGAGAAAAUAUAUGAAUGCAUGGAGUGUGGAAAGAGCUUCAGUCUCAACAAUACUUUUAUAAAACAUAAAAGAAUCCAUACAGGGGAAAAACCAUAUAAAUGUGCGGAGUGUGGAAAGAGGUUCCGUGAGAGCAGUAGCCUCACGACACACAAAAGAACCCAUACUGGAGAGAAACCGUAUCAAUGCACUGAAUGUGGAAAGAGCUUCAGUAGAAACAGUAACCUUACUUGCCAUCAAAAGAUUCAUACAGGGGAGAAACCAUAUAAAUGUAUGGAGUGUGGAAAGAGUUUCAUUUUGAACCAUGAUUUUACCAUUCAUAAAAGAAUCCACACAGGGGAGAAACCAUAUAAAUGUAUGGAAUGUGGAAAGAGCUUCAGUAGCAGCAGUGCUCUUACCUAUCAUCGAAGGAUCCACACAGGGGAGAAACCAUAUGGAUGCACAGAGUGUGGGAAGAGCUUCAGUAGCAGCAGUGCGCUUGCUUACCAUCAAAGAAUCCACACAGGAGAGAAACCAUAUGAAUGUAUCCAGUGUGGAAAGAGCUUCAGUAGUAGCAGUGCCAUUACCUACCAUCGAAGGAUACACACUGGAGAGAAACCAUAUGGAUGCAAGGAGUGUGGAAAGAGUUUCAGUAGCAGCAGUGCCCUUACCAACCAUCGAAGGGUUCACACAGGGGAGAAACCAUAUGAAUGCCUGGAAUGUGGAAAGAGCUUCAGUAGCAACAGUGCCCUUACCAACCAUCUAAGAAUACACACAGGGGAGAAACCAUAUAAAUGCAAGGAGUGCGGAGAAAGCUUUAGAUGGAGCAGUGACCUUACUUCCCAUCACAGGACCCACACUGGGGAGAAGCCCAACCAGUGUUCUAGAGGGGGCAAAAGCUUUAGCAAGGAAGCUACCCUGGUGAAUCACAAGAGGACUCACACUGGGGAGAAGCCAUAUGAGUGUCCAGAUUGUGGGAAAAGUUUCAGUCAGAAUUCCCAGCUUGUGAUACACCAGAGGACUCACACAGGAGUGAAACCGUAUGAGAGUCUGGAUUGUGGGAAAAGUUUUACUUCAAAUUCCCACCUGGUGAGACACCAGAGCACUCACACAGGAGAGAAACCAUAUGAGUGUCCAGAUUGUGGGAAGAGUUUCAGUCAGAAUUCCAACCUUCUGGCACACCGGAGGACUCACACAGGAGAGAAGCUGUAUGAGUGUCCAGAUUGUGGGAAAAGUUUCAUUCAGAAUUCCCAGCUUGUGAUACACCAGAGGACUCACACAGGAGUGAAACCGUAUGAGUGUCUGGAUUGUGGGAAAAGUUUCAGUUUGAAUUUUGGACUGGUGAGACACCAGAGGACUUACACAGGAGAGAAACCAUAUGAGUGUCUGGAUUGUGGGAACAGUUUCAGUCGGAAUUGCCUGCUGGUGUCACACCAGAGGACUCACACAGGAGAGAAACCGUAUGAGUGUCUGGAUUGUGUGAAAAGUUUCCGUUGGAAGUCCCAACUGGUGAUAGAUCAGAGGACUCAUACAGGGUACAAUCCUUAUGAGUGUCCAGAUUGUGGGAAAAGUUUCAGUCAGAAUUUUCACCUGGUGUCGCACCAGAGGACUCACACAGGAGAGAAGCCGUAUGAAUGUCCGGAUUGUGGGGAAGAUUUCAGACUCACGUCUAGCCUUAUGAAUCAUGUAGUUUUACACAUAGGAGAGAAACCCUUCAAGUGCCCAGCCUGUGGAGAGUGCUUCACAAGAAAGUUCUCCCUUUGCAGACACAAGAAAAUCCACAAGGGGCAGAAGGUGAUGAGUGUAGAGAAGGGUUGAAUUUCUCUUCUCAUCUCCCAUUGGACAUCCAGCUGAAAAGUUAAGUAUUUAAUUUCUGGCUGAUACUUUUAGGUCAAGCAUGUCUCAGUAUGAGAGAUGAGGGAGGAGAGAAGAAAAUGGAAAGUGUUAGUUUGAGAAAGGCCAACUACACGUGUCUGGCUAUCAGGAGAACGUCCCAGUAAGCUGCUGCAGAUAUAUGAUACAUGU
Molecule: messenger RNA, 4246 nt
Organism: Candoia aspera
Lineage: Eukaryota; Metazoa; Chordata; Lepidosauria; Squamata; Candoiidae
Product: zinc finger protein 420-like
Exons: 4
Coding region: 80-4039 (1319 amino acids)
Biological process (GO): regulation of transcription by RNA polymerase II
Cellular component (GO): nucleus
Molecular function (GO): RNA polymerase II cis-regulatory region sequence-specific DNA binding; DNA-binding transcription activator activity, RNA polymerase II-specific
Source: RefSeq, a predicted model, not a curated record